Messenger RNA from Capsicum annuum, 832 nucleotides. Its product is annotated as protein PLANT CADMIUM RESISTANCE 12. Lineage: Eukaryota; Viridiplantae; Streptophyta; Magnoliopsida; Solanales; Solanaceae. The coding region runs from base 166 to 600 and encodes 144 amino acids. The transcript has 4 exons. The record is from RefSeq and is a predicted model, not a curated record.
UGUACAAAUCUUUACAUAAACCCAAAUCUUGAAAGUAUAAAAGGUCCGUAAUAUUCUCACAAGUUUAUAACAAAGUCUUACGAAUCUCUUAAAUUUUCAUUUUCAAUUUCCCAUAUUCAGUAACCAUAAAAAAAAUUCCAAUUUUUUUUUCCAAGAAAAAUAAAAAUGACUACAAACAAUUGGCCAACAGGCCAGUGGACAACAAAUCUCUUUGAUUGCUGGGAUGAUAGUUCACUUUGUGUGAAAACUUGCUUUUGUCCAUGUGUUACCAUUGGAGAGGUCGUUGAGAUACUUGAUCAAGGCACUACAUCAAAAGGACAUGCUUGUCUUCUUGCUUAUGCUAUGGGUACUAUUCAAUGUGGAUGGAUUUAUGGGAGAAGAUAUCGAAGAAAAUUACGAGAAAUAUUUAAAUUACCAGAGGCUCCAUAUUCGGACACGUUGAUUAGUUGCUGCUGCUGCGUUUGUGGUAUUUGUCAAGAAUAUAGAGAACUCAAAAAUCGAGGCGCAGAUCCAGCCCUAGGAUGGGAAGGCAAUGUUGAGAAAUGGAAACGAGAAGGGGUAACUGUACCACCAAUUCCUACAUCUGCUAUGAUUCGUUAAUUAAUUAAUAAAUCUCAUGUGUAGUGUAAUUAAUAUUUAAUAUAGUGUGAUUAUUGUUUGAGCCAAGAGGAGUUUUUUUUUUUUUUUAUGUACCUUGUAUUGGAGAGAAAUUGUAGAAUUGGAUUGUUGCUUAAAAUAUUUGUUUGAUUGUAUUUUGUGGGUGUGUAUAUAUACUGUAUAGCUAUGUAAUGUAAAUGUUACAUCAGCAAUAAAUUUGUUUGUUGAAUGAUGA